AUGCAUCGUCUAAUCCACAUCAUCCGAUCCCCUACCACCACCACCACCACCACCGCCCGCCCUCACGAGCCCAAACACGCCAUCCAGACACCCCAAGACGCCCUUCCAGACGCCUUCCCGCCACAGGACCCCCAAGAGGCCGCCCACGCCCUCGUCCCUGGGCGCAAACGACCCCCAGACGCCCCUCGCGGACCCGGUGCCCCGGAUAUACGCCCUCGAAUACACAGCCCUCGCGUGUCCCGCACCCGACACGUACGGCGCCGACAACAGCGCCGCCCCGGCACCCAUCCCGAGGAUGUCGCGCAUGGGGUGGUGAUACCCGAACUCGGCCCACCGUCUCCGCCCCUGCCUCCUCCCCCUCCCCGCGACGGCCUCGCCAGCCCUCUUCCGCCCCGGCGGCGCCGCGGCGGCCCUCUGCUCUCCCCACCGCGCCCCCUCGAGGACGAAGUAGCCCCCGCUCUCGACCCCCCACACGUCCCACCCGAAUGCCGUCCCCGACCCCAUCGACCGUCGGCCCCACCCGCCCCACCCGCCGGACCUCGCCCCGGCGUCCCGCCUCGAAGUCCUCGGGAGCCGGGGAUACGGCGGCCCGCGGCCCCUCACGUCCAACCAGGAGUCGCCGUACCACUCCGCGUCCCCGUCCCGCCGCGAGCGCUCGAGCGUCGUCGUGUACGUCGUCGCGCAGGUCGAGGACGAGUACGUCGACAUCCACGAGGGCGAGGGCGCGUACGCCGCCGAGAGCCCGUUCUUCUGCGCCGUCGUCCCCAGCGCGGACUCGGCCUCGAACCCGUCGUCCGAGAUAGGCGGCUGCUGGAACACGACCUCUGGGAUCGUGGCCUCGGGCGUUGUCGUCUCGAGGCGGUUCGCCGUCGCUGGCGCCGGGGAGGUGGCGGGUUCGGGAAAGCAGACGAGUUCGAGAGACGAACUCCGCAACCGCCUCAGUGGCGCAUGGCUCUGUUGUUGCUGCUGUUGGCGCUGCCUCUCCCUGCACCGCCUGCACAGCCGGUCUCUGUAUCUACACUUGGCGCAGGGGAUCGCGAGGUCCGGUGA
Molecule: messenger RNA, 1050 nt
Organism: Colletotrichum higginsianum IMI 349063
Lineage: Eukaryota; Fungi; Ascomycota; Sordariomycetes; Glomerellales; Glomerellaceae
Exons: 2
Coding region: 1-1050 (349 amino acids)
Source: RefSeq, a predicted model, not a curated record